Molecule: messenger RNA, 1857 nt
Organism: Laccaria bicolor S238N-H82
Lineage: Eukaryota; Fungi; Basidiomycota; Agaricomycetes; Agaricales; Hydnangiaceae
Product: cytochrome P450
Exons: 12
Coding region: 92-1648 (518 amino acids)
Molecular function (GO): heme binding; iron ion binding; oxidoreductase activity, acting on paired donors, with incorporation or reduction of molecular oxygen
Source: RefSeq, a predicted model, not a curated record
CGCCCGCCCCAAUAGGGGGUCCGUUAUCGACGCCGCCAGCCACCACGCCGCUCUUCUUCACCCGUUCAGUUCUUCUUUGGGCCUGUCUAAUAUGACGAACCUUUCCACUUACGCUGGUGUUGGUGGCCUUCUCGUCGCUCUUUUCAUCUACUUCCGAAAGCCUAAAGCUUCAACGGCAUCAUUGCCACCUGGCCCCCAGCGUUACCCUCUACUGGGCAAUAUCGCGAACCUCACUGCGAAGGAGUUGUGGCUGCCAGCCACUCGAUGGGCAAAACAAUUCGGCGAUGUCGUUCACCUCGAUGUUUUUGGAGCGGUCCACCUCAUUUUCCUCAACAGUCCAGAGUCCGCUAUGGAUUUGCUCGACAAACGUGGUUCAAUCUAUUCGGAUAAACCACAAUUCUUAAUGACAGGCGAACUUUGUGGGUGCAAGAACAUGGUCGCUUUCACUGGCUACAACGAUCAAUCAAAGCGUCAACGCAAAUUGAUGCACAAGGCAUUCGCUCCGACGUGCAUCCCUGCGUACUACCCGCUCAUUGAGAAUGAGACGUACGAGUAUCUUCGCAAACUUAUCUCCGAACCUGCAGACUAUAUGCGGCACAUUCGUCGUUACGCGGGUUCCCUCACUCUGUCUGUUGUUUAUGGGUAUCAGGUGUCAUCGAACAACGACCCGUAUCUGGGCCUGGCUGAAGAAUGUGUUGAUAUUCUCGCCAACGAGAUCGCUUCUGGAGGCGGUAUCUGGCCCGUUGAUAUCUUCCCUUCGCUCCAACAUCUUCCUACGUGGUUCCCUGGUGCUGGUUUCAAGCUCAAAGCUGCGCGAUGGAAAGCCAAGAUGGAAGAGUGGGUCGAUAAACCGUAUGAAUUCUUGAAGAAUGGCAUGAAAACAGGGCAAUAUAAACACUCUUUCUGUUCCAUGUUACUGGAGGAUGAAGCCGGGGUCAAAGCUUCACCCGAGUUCGAAUACGAUCUCAAAUGGACGGCCAAUUCGAUGUACGGUGCUAGCAUGGACACGAGCAUUGCCACCAUUACGCACUUUUUCCUCGCCAUUAUUCAACAUCCGGAGGUACUUGCCAAGGCACAGAGGGAAAUUGACGCCGUCGUUGGGUCCGACCGUCUCCCAACGUUUGAAGACAGGGACUCUCUUCCUUACAUCGAUGCCGUCUUGCAAGAGACAUGGCGCUGGGGUGUCCCCCUUCCUCUCAGUCUACCCCAUCGUCUGAUGGAAGACGACGUCUAUCGCGGGAUGCUUAUCCCCAAGGGUUCUCUUAUAUUUGGAAACAUCUGGGCAAUCAUGCAUGAUGAAGAAAUUUAUCCUGAUUCUUACACCUUCAACCCGGACCGGUUCUUGACCAAGGUGGACGCCGAUACGGAGAGGAAGAGGAAUCCACGAAAUUAUGUCUUUGGUUUUGGACGGAGACUAUGCCCUGGUCGUCACCUUGUUGACUCGUCGCUGUGGUUGCUCAUCGCAUGCAUGAUCGCCACCCUGGAUAUCUCAAAGGCUGUCGAUGAACAAGGCAACACCAUAGAACCCGAUGUCCAAUUCGAAAACCCCAUAUUCAGGAGUCCAACGAAGUUCCCGUGCGAUUUUAGACCAAGAUCAGAAAAGGCACUCGCGUUGAUCAAACAAUCGGAGUUGCCAACAUCGCUUUGAAAAGUGCCCUUCAAUGUACAACAGAUAUUGCCGGUCUCACUACGACCCGAGGGACUCAUAGUAAUCAUCCCUUUCACACUCCUUUUUCCCCCUUACAUUAUUCUUCUGUUACGCCAGAUGUACUUUUAUCUUCCUUUUCUACUGUAUUCCCUAGCGUUCCUUCUUCGCUAUCGUUAUUUCGUUUGAAUACUUUUUUUUUGUAUACCUUU